Molecule: messenger RNA, 1269 nt
Organism: Aspergillus glaucus CBS 516.65
Lineage: Eukaryota; Fungi; Ascomycota; Eurotiomycetes; Eurotiales; Aspergillaceae
Product: putative oxalate/formate antiporter
Exons: 3
Coding region: 1-1269 (422 amino acids)
Biological process (GO): transmembrane transport
Cellular component (GO): fungal-type vacuole membrane
Molecular function (GO): transmembrane transporter activity
Source: RefSeq, a predicted model, not a curated record
AUGACUACGAAAGAACGCCAGGCGACUCCUACCGAGAUACCUGGAGCAUUGAGCGAAGAUAGGGAAUAUCCUGAAGGAGGCCUACAAGCAUGGCUGGUCGUUUUAGGGUCGUGGUGUGCAAUGAUCCCGUCCAUGGGUCUUUUGAACAGUCUGGGGAUUCUUCAUGCCUGGACUGCUGGCCAUCAACUGAAGGAUUACUCUGAGUCCAGCAUUGGUUGGAUUUACGGCGCGUAUGGUUUCUUUGUUUAUAUUGGAUCAGCUCAAGUUGGCCCGAUUUUCGAUGCAUACGGACCAAACUAUGUUAUUAUUCCCGGGUCGAUUGGCAUCGUUGUUGCGAUGAUUUGCCUCAGCUUCAGCAAGGAAUACUACCAGAUCUUCCUCUCGUUUAGUGUACUAGGUGGUCUCUCUGCAUGUUUGCUGUUUACACCCGCCGUAGCUGCUGUCGGCCACUGGUUCAACAUCCGUCGAGGACUCGCAACUGGCAUUGCCUGUACUGCAGGUGGCCUUGGAGGCGUCAUAUUCCCGGUAAUCAUCCUCUUUGCAGCGCCUAAGAUCGGUUUUCCCUGGGCCAUCCGGAUUAUUGCGCUAGUCAGCGCCGUAUUAGGUCUAGCAGCCUGUUUCCUGAUCAAAACUCGACUUCCCUUGAACAAAAAGGCCGGUGGUGCAGUCGACUUGAAAGCCCUCAAAGACGUACAUUAUGCGUCUACUACCGUGGCCGUGUUCCUGGUGGAGUUUGCCGUCUUCAUUCCCAUCACUUACAUCGCGUCGUAUGCCGUCUACAUCGGCAUGAACAACACACUCGCUUAUGCUCUAAUCGCAUUCCUAAACCUAGGCGCUAUCCCCGGCCGUUUCCUCCCGGGCUUACUAGCAGACAAAUUGGGCCGAUUCAACGUCAUGAUCUGCACAGCAUUAGUAUGCUCCAUCCUAACACUAGCACUCUGGUUCAAAGCAGGCGACAACACAGCAGCGAUUAUCUGCUACGCAGUGCUCUUCGGCUUCUGGAGCGGCGCAGCGAUCAGUCUGACGCCGGUGUGUAUUUCUCAGGUAUGCAAGACAGAGGAUCUGGGCAAACGGAAUGGAACGACGUUUGCGAUCUCGAGUGUCGGGACUCUCACUGGGAUUCCGAUCGCGGGUGCGAUUCAGGAACGGGAUCAUGGGGGUUAUCAGGGAUUGAUUAUCUUUGGGGGUGUUAUGUAUUUGGCAGCGAUGGUGGCGUUUAUUGUUGCGAGGGGGCUUUGUCGGAAUUGGGCAUUGCGGGUGAAGUUUUAA